UCCUCGCUUAUUCUUCAAAUAAUUUCAUCAAUUUUUCUCUGCUCAACCAUAACAGAAUCAAUGGAGAUCUCCGGUGUAAUUUCAAGGUCAUUUUACGGCGUUGGAAUUGAUAAGGUAUCUGUGAAAUCUAGAAAGUUUUCUGGGAUCUCAAGGAGUUCUGCGUUUUUGGAGAAUGGGCAUCUUCAAUAUUAUGUUUCUCCUCCAAUGUCUGGUUUAAAGAAUAAAGAGAAGAAGGAGAAGAAGAAUUUAGAGAUGGGAAUUAUUAAGAAGAAGUUGAAAUUGGUUAAAGGGUUAUCGAAGAACUUAUCCAUGUUUGAGUCAAUGGGGUUUGGAUUAGAAAUGGAGAAUGGUUUGAUUUCUCAGGUCAAAGGAAAGAAUCUAGAGAAAGCGUCAGAGAUUUUAAUGGCACAAUUGAAACAAUUAAAAGCAGAGGAAAAGGAAAUGAAAAGGAAGAAGAAAGAAGAAAAAGCUAAACAGAAGUCAAUGAAGAUGAAAACAGAAUCGUCUUCGAGUUCCUCAGAGUCGAGCGAUAGCGAUUGCGGUGACGUUGUUAACAUGAAAUCCCUUAGAAUUAACACUACAACAGAAUCGAAAGUUGGUAUAGAAGGAGAAUCGACUAGCCCAAUUAGCUCAUCAAUCCAAGAGAUUGAAAUUGGGAGCUCUAGACAAGAUUGUUGUGCUGAAAGUACUAGUUGUUGUAGUUCUUCUGGGAUUGGUGCUACAGCUAAUACAAGUACUCUUCAAAGAAGCUCAGCAACCGUGAUGGCAACACUAGAUGGAGAAAGGAUUGAGGUAUGCAUGGGAGGCAAGUGUAAGAAAUCAGGAGCUGCAGAAUUAUUACAGGAGUUUGAGAAAAGGGUUGGUGGUGGCAGUGUUGCAGUUGUUGGGUGUAAAUGCAUGGGUAAAUGUAGAGAUGGUCCUAAUGUUAGGGUACUGAAUCAAUGCAAUGGGGAAAGGACAACAAUGGUGGAGGAAAUUAAAGCUCCUCUAGUGACUAAUCCUCUGUGUAUUGGAGUUGGUUUAGAAGAUGUGAGUAUGAUUGUUGCUAAUUUCUUUGGGAAUCAAGAGAGAAAUGAUUUGGGGGGUUUAAUGGCCCCUGCUUGAUAUGAAAGGAUUCCUGUCCUUUUUUCUCUAAACUGUGUCAAUAUUCUCAUAUUUAUCAAUUCGUUUGAUAAUAUAUAAAUCAGUGGUUCUUUUACUAG
This is a messenger RNA of Papaver somniferum (opium poppy), 1202 nucleotides long. Its product is annotated as diacylglycerol O-acyltransferase 3, cytosolic-like. The transcript has 2 exons. The coding region runs from base 61 to 1104 and encodes 347 amino acids. NCBI's taxonomy places the organism in Eukaryota, Viridiplantae, Streptophyta, Magnoliopsida, Ranunculales, Papaveraceae. The record is from RefSeq and is a predicted model, not a curated record.